Messenger RNA from Klebsormidium nitens, 2092 nucleotides. The record is from the annotation of a GenBank genome assembly. Lineage: Eukaryota; Viridiplantae; Streptophyta; Klebsormidiophyceae; Klebsormidiales; Klebsormidiaceae.
GACUCGUGCAUCAGAGUCAUCGGAACAGCUCGCUGCUCAGCUUGCUGUUCUACUCUGAAAUCAACUGGUGAAGAGGCAGCUGCUGCGCAAAGAUGGCGUCCCUUGUUGCUGCAGAUGCGAAGCAGGAGACUGCGGGAGGGGUUUCUGAGGGUUCAAUUCCAGUCUACUCAAGCCUGCGGCCGGUGCAUGGGCAUGAUGCGGAGGAGCUUGCUGCAGCGGAUGCGCGCUAUGAGGGACUUGCAUUGGAGUUUUUGCAGGCGUAUGGCGCGCCGCCGGUGCUGUUUGUCCGCUCUCCAGGGCGCGUGAACUUGAUCGGCGAACACAUUGAUUAUGAAGGCUACUCUGUGCUCCCGAUGGCCAUCCGUCAAGACACAAUCGUGGCUGUUCGAAAGCGUCCAGACGAUGGGUCAGCGCCAUCGCUCCGGAUUGCCAAUGUCAACUCCAAGAAGUACCCUGCAGUCGUGUUUCCUGCGGAUCCUUCUCAGGAGGUAGAUCGUGGCAACCACUCAUGGGCCAACUACUUCGUGUGCGGCUACAAGGGCGUCUGGGAGCAUCUAGAGCGGCUCAAGGCCUCUGGAAAGGAAGACGUCGAAGUCCCCACCCCCGCCAGCCUGGACGUUAUGGUCGAUGGCAUCGUGCCUACUGGUGCGGGACUCUCCAGCUCGGCAGCGAUUGUGUGCGCCUCUGCCGGCGCCGUGAUGGCCGCUCAUGGGCUCAACUUCUCACAGACCGACAUGGCGGAGCUCUGCUGCAAGUGCGAGCGCCACAUCGGCACACAAUCCGGCGGAAUGGACCAGGCCAUUUCCAUCAUGGCCAAGCCCGGAGUCGCCCUCCUGAUCGACUUCAACCCGGUGCGAGCCACCGACGUCGCUUUGCCGGAGGGGGGUACCUUCGUCAUCGCCAACUCUCUGACCGAGUCCAACAAGGCCGAGACAGCCGCCGUUAACUACAACAUGCGGGUCGUAGAAUGCAGACUGGCAGCGAUGGUGCUAGGACUGCGACUGGGGCUGCCGAAACAGGAGGUGUAUGCGAUCAACACGCUGGGCGAGAUUGAGGACAUGCUCUCGGCGGCUGCGCCCGGCCUGGGAGGAGAGGGGCCUCUGCCAGCCGUCGAGGCUCACUUGAAGCCGGAGCCGUACGUUGCGGAGGAGUUGGAGGAGCUUCUUGGUGAGAAGCUGGAGACGAUCAUGAAAAGCUCGCCGACCUCGCUCGCGGUCCUGGCGGCAGCGAAGCACUUUGCGCUGUACAAGAGGGCCAAGCACGUCUUCAGCGAAAAGGAGCGCGUCUACGCCUUCCGGGACACCGCGGCGCGUGCACAAUCCAGCAGCGGGGCGUCCUUUUCGUCCGAUCAAGUUCUGGAGGACUUGGGACAGCUUAUGAACGAGAGCCACGCCAGCUGUAGCGAGCUCUACGAAUGCAGUUGCAAGGAGCUUGAGGAGUUGGUGGGCGUCUGUCGGAAGAACGGCGCGAUUGGGUCGCGGCUGACGGGCGCGGGCUGGGGGGGCUGCACCGUGUCGCUCGUAAGGGACGGCCACGUGGCAGGUUUCAUCGAGAGUCUGAAGGAGGACUUCUACAAGUCGAGAGUCGAGCGGGGUCUCAUAAAAGAGGGCGACUUGGAGUCGGUAGUUUUUGCCUCGAAGCCGGCGGGAGGCGCUGCCAUCUUCAGAUUCGAUCAUUAGCUGCGGGGUUAGAUACACCAAGGCGAUUUUAGUAGGGUGGUUCUGGAUGCUUUUCCUUGACAAAGGUACGGACGGUUGAGCCCUGUGCAGAGUGGCCAAGAAGAUUACCGCCCGCGUAGUCAUCACGAGGCCUGAAGCACGAAAGCUAGAUUGUCGACCUGCAAUUGAUUACAGGCUAGCCUGCAGCUGGAGUAGAUUGAGACGAGCCAACAGGUGCACUUUGCUGCUUGCCCGACACUUGGCCGCUUGGGCCAGUCGGCCGAUUUUCUGGUCUGCAACGUGGCACUCCGGGCAGCUAGCCCGGCAGCGCUGGCCUGCCAGUGGCCUUCAUCCGCUCCUGCCUUCUUCAGCACAGUGUGAGCCUUAGCACUGCCUACGGCAUAAGGAAGUCGUAUCUAUCUAGGCAAUCAUAG